AGAAGGGCAGGCCUUUCUAUAGCGAGGUGGUAAAGGAGGAAAUCUCAGAUGACAAUGCAAAGCUACCAUGCUUCAAUGGAAGAGUGGUGUCCUGGCUGGUCCUGGCUGAAAGCUCUCACUCUGACACGGGUUCCCAGUGCACCGAGAGCCACACAGAUCUUCCGCCUCCCAUUGAGAGAACAGGUGGCAUUGGAGACUCCCGGCCUCCAUCGUUUCAUCCAAAUGCUGCCAGCAGUCGAGAUGGAUUGGACAAUGAAACAGGAACAGAGUCAGUUGUUAGCCACCGGCGAGACAGACAUCGACGCAGGACUAGAGAAGGGCAUGAAGAUGUCCCUCGGAUCAAUGGCCAUCCCAAACUAGACAGACACCGUGAGCACCCUCCUGGCUAUGACAGCUCUUCCACCAUGAUGAGCAGUGAACUGGAAUCCAGCAGCUUCAUUGACUCUGAUGAUGAUGACAACACAAGCAGGUUGAGUAGCUCCACUGAGCAAAGUACUUCGUCCCGGCUCAUACGGAAGCAUAAACGCAGGAGGAGGAAACAAAGGAUGCGGCAGAUUGACAGGUCAUCCUCGUUCAGCAGCAUCACUGAUUCUACCAUGUCCCUAAAUAUCAUCACUGUCACUCUCAACAUGGAAAAGUAUAACUUCCUGGGGAUCAGCAUUGUAGGACAGAGCAAUGACCGGGGCGAUGGUGGCAUAUACAUUGGCUCUAUUAUGAAAGGAGGGGCUGUGGCAGCAGAUGGACGAAUUGAACCAGGAGACAUGCUUCUGCAGGUGAAUGAUGUCAAUUUUGAGAACAUGAGCAAUGAUGAUGCAGUCCGGGUGUUACGGGAAAUAGUCUCCAAGCCGGGACCUAUCAGCCUAACGGUAGCCAAAUGCUGGGACCCUACUCCCAGGAGUUAUUUCACCAUCCCCAGGGCUGAACCAGUGAGGCCAAUUGACCCUGCAGCAUGGAUCUCUCAUACCACAGCCAUGACGGGAGCGUACCCCCGUUACGGUAUGAGCCCCUCCAUGAGCAUCACCACAUCUACCAGCUCCUCACUAACAAGCUCAAUUCCCGAUUCGGAAAAAUUAGAAGAAUCCCCCUUAACUGUGAAGAGUGACAUGGCUACUAUUGUCAAGGUUAUGCAGCUACCAGACUCAGGCCUUGAAAUCCGGGACAGGAUGUGGUUAAAAAUUACCAUCUCCAAUGCAGUGAUAGGAGCAGAUGUGGUUGACUGGCUUUACACGCAUGUGGAAGGCUUCAAAGACCGACGAGAGGCUAGAAAAUAUGCCAGCAGCAUGUUAAAACAUGGCUACCUCAGGCACACUGUGAACAAAAUCACCUUCUCAGAGCAGUGCUAUUAUGUCUUUGGAGACCUCUGUGGCAAUAUGGCUGCACUGAACCUUAACAAUGGUUCUAGUGGAGCUUCGGAUCAGGAUACACUUGCUCCACUUCCACAUUCUGCUGCUCCCUGGCCAUUAGGCCAAGGAUACCCAUAUCAGUAUCCUCUGCCCCCUCCAUGUUUUCCACCAGCAUACCAAGACGCAGGCUUCAGCUAUGGUAGUGGCAGUGCAGGGAGCCAGCAAAGUGAAGGAAGCAAAAGCAGCGGCUCGAACCGAAGCAACAGCGAGAACAGCAGGAGAGCUCUUGGCAGAGAGAAGGACCGCAAAUCGGCUGGCAGUGGCAGCGAGUCUGACCACACCGCCCGCAGCGGGGGUGGCGCCAGCGUAGUGCGUCGGGAAAGGCCUGUCAGCCAGCUCAGCCACCGGAGUCAUGUCUCUGCCACCCACAGCGAGAGAAGCCACCACAGCCAUCACUCGUACGGGCCUCCAGGAGUCCCACCCCUCUACAAUCUCCCCAAGCUGGGUUCCAAAGUCUACGGGACAAGCGGGCCCCCUGGAGGGCCCCCCGUGAGGGAACUGAGCUCUGUUCCUCCAGAGCUAACAGGGAGCCGGCAGUCCUUCCAGAAGGCUAUGGGCAACCCUUGUGAAUUCUUUGUUGACAUCAUGUGAGAAGAAGUGCCUUCAGACUCUGCUUGGGGGGAGGGCUGGGGUGGGUUGUUUUUUUGUGGGGAUGGGAUUUGGGUGUUGUUGAACACUUAACAGAAGAAACUUGGCUGUCUUGCAUGUCUCACCUUCCUGGUUUGCAGUUGUGUGUUGCAGAAAAAACAACAAAACAAAACAAAAAACACAAAAAAGGCAAGCAAAAAAAAUCUUCUGGAAUUGUUAAAUAUCAGCAAAUUGAUAGCAUCUUUUUCUUUACCCUUUUGUUUUUCUUUCUUCCCCUCUUGUUUCUGAUUGUGAUUGACUGGUGUAUAUUCACAACUUAAUGGUCUUUGGUAAUUGUGGCACCUACUUUCAGUGCAGUUAGUGUGUCUUUUUGGCUGACGCAAGGACUAAUAUUUCAUAUAACUUCCAAAUUUCCCAUAAUGCAUAGUAGCAUCCUUAUUCACCCACCCACCCCCCCACACACCCUUUUUCUCUUACAAGAAAAAAUGACUGUUGGGUAGUAUCUUUGAUACUUCCCUGUAAUGACGUUUCUUGUACGUGUCAGUCAGUGCUCUAAGCAGAUACAGCAUCUGAAAGUGUACAGACAGCACGUGUUUGGAAAGGAUCAGACUCAAACCAGUUCCCAGCAGAAGACAAAGCUCUGACUACCUUCUUCUGUUGACUAGGGAGUAUAAAUCAACCCUUUUUUUUUGUGUGUGUGUGUGUGUGUGCGCGCGCGCGCGCGUGUAUGUAUGUUUUUGUUGUGGUUAUUUUUAAGAUAUUAUCCUAUCAAGGAAGUGGUGGAGUCUUGCUACUGUAUGUGUUCAUUGUACAGAACUUGUAAUGUUAUUUCAUUUUGUUUCAUAAUGGUGACUUUGUCGCUGCAGUCUGUUCAUGGGCAUUUCAGUCCUAUCCCUGCUGACGGAUGUGUCCAUUUUUUCUGGUUGUAACACACACUUGCAUACUGGUUUUAAAAGUUGUUUCCACAGAAAUAGAACAAUUGCUGCUACCUCAUUCAUAGUGUAGCUGCAACUCUUCCCUUUUAAAGGGAGCAUAUAUCCCAUCCUAGCAGAGAGCUUCAUCUCUGCAUUGAAAUACAAACCUGGAGGUGGCUAAUCCCAAUUGCUGUGUUACUCAAGUGGACAUGCUCUGAAUGUAGAUGGGGGCUAGCUAUUAGCAGAGAGGCAAGGAGAUGUUUUGAGAAGAGUCCGUAAAUGGUACAAAGAUUGAAUCUUUAUAACUGACAGAGUGAGACCUAUGCUAAAGACCAUGCUCCUGCUGGGGAGCUUUGGCUUAAGCAACUGCUGUGUUGCAUAUCCCCAAGAUUUCAUUACUGCAUGUUUUUGGCUCUGAGGCUAUGGGCACUUGAUAAAAUGUGUUCAGGAACCUUAACUGAAGCUUCAGAAGCUUUUCCAAAAGUGUCCGAGGGCAUGUUAAGAUACACCCAGUUACGGUGGCUUAUUUAAUAGGAAAUAAUAUGUUAAUCUGCAGUCACUUAGUGGCAUUUGACAAUGGGGCUGUGCCUCAGUUAAAUCCUCCUUUGUGAGAUAGUUAUUCCUGACAGGUUUUAGGACAGGUGCUUUAAAAUCAGUCUUUACUGUAUAUAAGCAUUUCCUUCCCAAAUAAGAAGCUUCUUUCUGUUAUGUUCUGUGCUUUAUGGAUAGUUUGAAUAUCUGAUACGAAUGUCAGAAAAGUACAUCUUUCUUCCUGUAUACGUGUAGUUUCGCAUUCCCUUGUCACCUUGAAAAAUUACUUCUCAAACUGUCCAUUUUGUAUGUUGUUUAUUCUGAUAUAUUUUGCUACUUUUUCUUUUCUUUUUACAGAUUUAUGGGUGUAUAAGCAGAUAACCCUUUUAUAAAGCUCAGAGUACAUUUUCAAAUGUUUGUGUUACUUGGAGGCCUAAGUCUCAUUUUCGAAAGGAAUCUAAGCAUUUAGGAAAUUGUACCACUCAGAUGAGGUACCCAAUUUAUUGAGCUUCUAAACUAGCUAAGUGUUUUUGGAAUAGUUGCUGACCAAAAAUUCCCCCAAAAGCUAUUAUCAUGUUUCAGACAGUGGUGCUUUCCUUGUAAUCCAUCUGCAGGGCUAGCAUAAAUUGCAAACUUGGUGAUGAUUUGUUCAAAAGAUUGACACUAUCUAAAGCUUGACUGUGCAACAGUAUUCUUUCUUUUCCUUUUCUUCUUCCCCCAGAAAUGCAGCAAAGACGCUAACCAAACGCAGUAAACCAUUUGGAAAGGAUUGACAUUUAAAACAGUGAAAUAAAUCAGGGUAAAAUAAGUCUUUGGCUCCUGUGUCUCCAAAGACACCAUUAUGGAGUCAGUAACUUUACUGACGAUCACUAGGGGUUCUGUUUUUAAGUCAAUUUUAACUUUUCUGAUCUCUUACUAUGAUUUUUCUGUCCUCCUUGGUCUUAAGGCAGAACUUACAGGACAGAAGGAAAAGACGGUCAUUUUAGUAAGGUAUUUCCAAAAGGGAUAAAGGCUGGGGGCAGAGCACCCAAUGAAGCCAACAUGCUUAAUUUCCUCACAUCUUUUGAAGAGUUGCAGUAUACGCACUUGCUUUUGUGUGUGUGUGUGUCUGUGUGUGUGUGUGUGUGUGUGUUGUGCUGUUAGCAGAAACUGUUCUGUCUCUUGUUGGUGUCUGCUGCUAUGUUCAAAUGACUGUAUUAUAUACUUCCAUGUGUGUGGGUAACUCUGAAAUGAGGCUGACAGUUGAUAACAUAGAUGUGGGAAAGUGUUUGGAGAGGAAAUCAGGCUGCUAAAUCCGCCUCUGUCUGUGGGUUAGAAAUCUGUGUGAUCCAUCUACCUGAACUGGCUCCAUCCAAGAUCAGGUAUCUUGUUUCAGGCAAAAUAUUAAGUGCUCUGAAUGUACUGACAGAUGUGCUAGGGGUUGGUUAAUACUGUACAGCAUGUAGAGCCCGCUACCUACGAAGAGCAAUAGAAUGUAAAUGCCCGUUCUGUGAACAGUGCAAUACAAGUGGCCAUUGCAUGUAAAGCAAAAGGUUUUAUGUUUCUUCUCCUCUUGUAGUGCACAAAGGAGCUCCAGUAGAGGGGCUGGUUUGAGUGAAUAGAAAGCUAAGUCUGAAAUAUUGCUAUCUCUUCAUUUUCAGAGGGGCAUGAAGACAGGAGAUUUCCCAAAUCCCAUCCUUGCCUUUCAGUGCAUGUGCAUUUCUCUCUGUAAUAUGGGGGCCCUGGGGCUUAACUGUGCAAGUCUCUACUAUGGGAUGAAGUACUCCCUGCAGAAAGAAGUGCCUCUGAAGUCAAUGAAGUUACUUAUAAUAGGAAGUAGUUAGCAGGUGGAAAAGAAUUUGAAGGCUGAAGUCCUGCAAAACUGUGCAUUUCUCAUAUCAGGACCAGAAAUAUAUCUCUCAUUUUAAUGUCAAGUAACUGGCACUGGCUGGGCUCAAGAACGUAAGACCUACCCCUACAAUUACAAUGAAAAGUAGUGGCUUUGCUAUGCAAGGCAUUCAAACAACCUCACAACAGGAGUCAUAAAUAGUGGACAUUGUUAUAAUUCUGCAAAUGAGACCUUCAGCAUUUGCCUGUGCUCUGCAGCUGGGCUCAGUAUUGAUGCAUAUCUACCUGCAGCUUUUAGCAAGGAAUAACAGGUAUGUUUGAAGAUCUUAGAAAAUAAACGUGCCAAAUAAACAGUUUGGGAUGACACCUCCUAUGCGAGUGGGAGGGUAAGGCACCCACCUACUGUAUUAACUUUCUGAGGUGCAAGUUUUUUGGCAAAUAGUCUUAAAAGCACUGCUGUUGCCUUUGACCUCCCAUUAGUAAAUUUACUUUUCGAAGGUUACGGUCCUCCAGAUGCUUUAUCCAGAGGUAUAUUGGGUGGCAAGCAAUGAUGCACAGACAUUGACUGUUGAUAUUAUUUUUGUUCUAUUUGAAUGGGCAGUUCCAUCUUGAGACUGACAGCUCAUGAGUUGAUGUAAUUGUUUUUGUUUUGCAUUUAACUGGAUUGUAAUAAGAUUGACUUAAAAUUAUUAAUUCUAAUCAGUGAUUAGAAAUACAUGUAAAGAAUUUUAUGUACAGUAGAGGAAAAAAGUUACAUGAUUUUAAAUAAUGAAAACCCAGACUAUCACCUAUUCUAGAAUUGGUUCUACUCAAAGAGUGACCUCUUACUAGCAUGGACUGCACUGUUCCUGUUAAAUGUCUAUUGCAUAAUUGAAUUCUUUUUUUGUAGAUAUUGUAUUAAAACUCAAGUGUCUAUAUAGUUAAUAUAUAGCUGCUUAUGUGUAAAUGCUAUUUUAAACACUAAAAAGCUUUUAAUUUUAUGUGAUAA
Molecule: messenger RNA, 6251 nt
Organism: Struthio camelus australis
Lineage: Eukaryota; Metazoa; Chordata; Aves; Struthioniformes; Struthionidae
Source: RefSeq, a predicted model, not a curated record